This is a messenger RNA of Entrophospora sp. SA101, 528 nucleotides long. NCBI's taxonomy places the organism in Eukaryota, Fungi, Glomeromycota, Glomeromycetes, Entrophosporales, Entrophosporaceae. The record is from the annotation of a GenBank genome assembly.
AUGAGUCAAAGUACAAAAGUCUCUGAUAAAAUAUUUUUGGCUUUUGUGUUGGGUGGACCAGGCUCUGGUAAAGGAACCCAAUGUGCAAAACUAGUAGAGGACUUUGGAUUUGUACAUUUAUCUGCUGGUGAUUUAUUACGUGAAGAAAGAGAUCGUGAAGGCUCUCAAUAUGGCGAAGAGAUUAAUAAAUGUAUGAAAGAAGGACUUAUAGUUCGUAUGGAAAUCACUAUAGCUUUGCUUGAAAAAGCCAUUAUCAUGAAUGAAUCUGAUCGAUUUUUGAUUGAUGGAUUUCCUAGAAAAAUGGACCAAGCUUUACAAUUUGAAAAAGAUGUAUGUGUGCCUACUUGUGUGCUAUUUUUCGAUUGCCCAGAAGAAGUUAUGCUUGAACGUCUUUUAAAACGUGCUGAAACCAGUGGUCGUGUUGAUGAUAAUAUUGAUUCUAUUAAAAAAAGAUUCAAAACUUUUGUAGAAACAAGCUAUCCUGUAGUUGAACAUUAUAAAACAUUGAAUAAAGUGUAUUCACCUUAA